Photinus pyralis (common eastern firefly) is the source of this 1934-nucleotide messenger RNA. Its product is annotated as glycine receptor subunit alpha-2-like. The coding region runs from base 113 to 1783 and encodes 556 amino acids. Gene Ontology annotation, biological process: chloride transmembrane transport; regulation of membrane potential; chemical synaptic transmission. Gene Ontology annotation, molecular function: neurotransmitter receptor activity; extracellular ligand-gated monoatomic ion channel activity; chloride channel activity. NCBI's taxonomy places the organism in Eukaryota, Metazoa, Arthropoda, Insecta, Coleoptera, Lampyridae. The transcript has 8 exons. The record is from RefSeq and is a predicted model, not a curated record. Gene Ontology annotation, cellular component: neuron projection; membrane; synapse.
UGGUAACCACGGUGGGAGUUUAUAAGAGACUGUGUCCAACCUUGUAUCUCAGUACAUGUUGUGAAUAUACCCGAUUUGUACCAAAAAAAAUUUAAAAAUUAGUGAGGAAGAAAUGCUUAAACAAGUAAUCAUUCUAUUUUCGUAUUCCGUUAUUACUUUCGCGUCACAAUCGCAAACAACAAGGCGGCAAGUGCAAGAGCAAACAUUGGAAACAUCCCCCACACGACCCCAAAACGUCUACACGUCUCCGCAAAGUACCGACGAUACCGCAAAUAUUGGAACAGUGUUGUAUUCGCAGGCUCCGACACCAACACAACCUUACCCAUAUUAUCAUAGCACAACUCGUUUCAGUACAUCUACCGAAACUAAUGCUGAUCUACACGACUGUCCCUCGUUAGAUGGCGAUAUGGAUAAGUUAACUGUGAAUCAACUGUUAUCAACAUUAACCCACGAGUGUCGAUAUGAUAAAGUUACAAGACCGCCCAUGGACGAACCGCUUAACGUCACCUUACAACUCGAUAUCAUGCAUAUAGAAGCUAUCGAACAACUGAAAUUCAAAAUGCACAUGUUGGUAGCGUAUCGAUACACAGAUUAUAGGUUGCGAUACAGCGAUUUGUCACCUGACAGAGGUGCUAUGUUAGGUGAAGAAUUAUUGAGAAACAAAAUAUGGGUUCCCCACGUUAUACUGAUGAACGAGCGAGAAAACUCCAUUAUGGGCUUGGAGGGAAACGACCAGUUUGUUUCCAUUAGUCCGCACGGUGAAGUCAUUUACUCUUAUAGAAUGACCGCAACGAUUUAUUGCUGGAUGGAUUUGAAGAAGUUUCCAUUUGACGCACAAGACUGCCAUAUUACUUUUAGGAGCUGGACUUACAACGCUAGUAAACUUUUGCUAAGAUGGGAUGUGGUUGAUCCGGUUAAAGUGGCGAAUCAAUUGCACUUAACGGAGUUUUCACUCAUAAGGUACAAUACACUUGCGAAGUUGGUACCAGCUUCACUAUCGCGUGGUGCUUUUGUUGGGAACUACAGCGUUUUAACCUUCGAAUUCAAAUUGCAACGGGAAAUAGGAUUUUAUAUCAUGGACUACUUCAUACCUUCAACGUUGUUGGUAGCUACCUCAUGGGUGACAUUUUGGUUGCAGGCAGAUAACGCAGCGCCUCGGAUUACUUUAGGAACUUCAACAAUGCUGGCAUUUAUUACCUUGGCUCAGGGACAAAGCAAACAUCUACCUAAAGUGUCUUACAUCAAAGCUAGCGAAAUUUGGUUUUUAGGUUGUACAAUAUUCAUAUUUUUGUCCAUGACCGAAUUUGCAUUUGUCAACAUCAUAUGGAGGAGAAGGAAAAAAGUGGAACUAAAAAAAGUAAAUAGCAAGUACAUCCUGAAAUCAACGUUGACGCCUAGACUCGCAAGAAAAGAAUUUCAAAAAUCCUCCUCGAUGAACCAAUUACACAAAUCCCACUCCUGCUCAAGCUUAAAUGAAUGCGGGUGCAACAACAAAGAUAAUACUUAUAACAACUAUUUAACUGUACACAGCUUUCCCAGUACAAUGGAGAUACCAAAAAUUCAAACCGAAACCGAAAACGAUCUUAUGAGCAUGGACAGCCAGCUCACUAUUCCCGUGCCAAGUAGUCACAGCAAUAACAAAACAAGUGAAAAAUUGCAGAAAUGGACCAGCAUGACACCCCAAGAGGUCGCAAUUUGGAUUGAUAAAAGGUCAAGAUUGGUAUUUCCAUGCGCGUUUAUCGUGUUUAACAUGUUCUAUUGGGCGUUUGUCUAUGGACUGUAAAUUCGAAGAGAUCCAGCUUAAUCUUUUAGCUUUCUUGUAUACAUUCGAAGAGUCUAGUUGCAGUAUUUCUAGCUUUGUAAGGUUUAGCUACUUAGUAAUUUAUUGUAAUAUAUUUUGAAUAAUUUAAUGAAACGAUACAAAUUUGAACAUC